Tetranychus urticae (two-spotted spider mite) is the source of this 1772-nucleotide messenger RNA. RefSeq names its product innexin inx2-like. Gene Ontology annotation, cellular component: gap junction; plasma membrane. NCBI's taxonomy places the organism in Eukaryota, Metazoa, Arthropoda, Arachnida, Trombidiformes, Tetranychidae. Gene Ontology annotation, molecular function: gap junction channel activity. The record is from RefSeq and is a predicted model, not a curated record.
UGUUCAACAAGUUAUCAUUCAUUACAAUCUCAACAAGUUGAAGUAAAUCGUUGGAGGACUUUAACAAAGGAUCUGUUAACAGUCGUUAACUUGCCUUGUUAACCAGCAAUGCACAUACUUAUAGACACUGGAAACAUGCCCGAUUCAAGUUGAACAGUUUAAAUAGAUUGUGACCUUAAAUUGUGUUAGUUUUCUUGGAAAAUGGCCUUAAACCGAAUUCCUGGAAAAGUGAAAGAAAUUCUUGGCAGCUUUGAGAGUCAUUCAAUUAUUAAUAAAUCCAUAUUAGGUUUAGUUAAUAAAAAAUGGAAUGAUUAUAUCACAAUUGAUAGCUUCUUGUUUACCUUUCAUUCAAAAAUAACAGUCUUGAUGUUGACCUUUUUCAUGUGUUUCCUCAUGAUGAAACAAUAUUUUGGUGAACCAAUUGAAUGCCUUGAUAUACCUUCAGCAGCUCAAAGUAUAUCAUCCAAACAGAUGACCAACUAUUGUUGGAUGGAAGGUGCCUUUACAAUUGUUACCCGCUAUUCAACAAGUGACUUGAAGAGACUCUAUGAAGUUCCUGGUCAUGAUGUAGCUUAUCCAGGAAUCAAAGCAUAUAAGCCACACCAAGGCGACCUCAAGAUGCCGCAUAAAUACUAUCAAUGGGUUUAUUAUAUUCUAGCAAUUCAGUGUCUUUUGUUUUAUGCACCAAAAGUGAUGUGGAAGUAUCGGGAACGAGGACGCUUGACCGAACUAAUAAAACACUUAAAAAUGAGAAACUCACCUCCACCGGCCGGGUUUAAAGUGGAAAGCCAGCCUCAGUGUUCCUCUUCACCAGGCCCUUCAAGUCAGUCGGAUCAGUUGGAUCAAAGUUCGACCAAUUAUGAUGACAUUAUUAAUGAUGCAGUCGAUACCAUUUUAAUUGCCGACCAAUAUUACAAUGGAAUCAUUGGUGCUGAAGUACUCUGUUUGGUUCAUUUGGUUUGUGAAAUCUGGUUUAUUCAUCUGUUCCUUGGUGGUAAAUUUUUCAUGUUGGGAUUUGAAUGGCUCAAUUAUACCCACAACUCGGAUGAUAUUGCUUUUGACCCUUUGAUACGAAUCUUUCCUCGUCUAACCAAAUGCAGUUUUCACAAGUUUGGUGCUUCAGGUUCACUGGAAACGUAUGAUACUUUGUGCUUUAUGCCAAUGAACAUUGUCAAUGAAAAGAUAUUUGUGAUUCUCUGGUUUUGGUUUCUCAUUUUAACGGUGAUAACUAUCUAUCAUUUAUUUUGUCGACUCUGUUCACACUUCAGUGUCAUGUAUCGUUUAAGAGCAUUGAAAAAGGUCGCUCCUUGUGCCGAUAAAGACAAUGCAACAACAGAUGAGGUUGCCUUUUUCAAAUACAUGGUUAAAGUGUCUCCUGGUCGAGCAUUUGUGUUGCAUAUGAUUGCCAAAAAUUUAAAGCCAAUCUGUUUUCGUCGUCAAAUGGAAUUAGUCAGGAAAAAGCAUUUCGAGAAGGAUAAAGAGUCGAAAAAGUUUCGGUUAUCCUGUAAACGCGAAAUAGGAUUUAUCAGUGAAACUUCUGACUAACCAUAACGAUAAUUAUAAUGAUAAUGAACAAAUCUUUCAAAUCAAAUGUAAAUGUUCAAAAAGCUACAUUUAACAACGGAAUGAUCUCAAACCCUGUCACCUAAAGUCAUUAUACUGAAUCUUUCUUACUCAAGCAGUUUUUAUAAACUUCAAUUCCCUUGAAUAAAUUAUGCAUUAUGUUUUAAAGUAUUAUUAGCUUAAAUGCAAUAUGAAAUAAAAAUCAACUA